AUGCCUCCUUGGCCUCGUGAUAUUUUUGUCACAAAAAAACAUAUCUAUGUAGCAGAAUCGGGUAGUUUUCGUGUCUUAAGAUUGUCAAAAAAGGGAACAAAUGCAGUUGCCGUUGUUGGAGUCAUGAAUGAGCCUGCAAAUGUUUUCGAUGUGACGGAUUCGACGAAAAUUGGCCUUGAAGUGGUUCUAUUUGUUGAUAAUAAUGAGAACUUAUAUGUCAGUGAUACUAUUAAUGGUAAAGUACUUUGGUUUCCAUCAAACUCAACCAGUGGUUUUCCUGGUGUCAUAGUCGCUGGAAGUACUAUGCCAGGAGAAGAUUCUUCACAUUUAGCUUUUCCACACGGUAUUUUUGUCAGUGAAAUUGGCACAAUAUACGUUGCGGAUGCUGGAAAUAAUCGAAUUCAAAGAUGGGAGAAAGGAUCGUUUUUUGGUGUCACAGUAGCAGGAACUGGAAAACCCGGUAGCAAUUUGAAUGAACUAAAAUUUCCAACAGAUGUUGUCGUUGAUUCGAAAGGAUACAUGUACAUUGUGGAUGCUCAAAACAAUCGUGUUUUACGAUGGCAGCCAGAUUCGGUAUAUGGUGAGUGUAUUGUGGCUUGUACUGGUAGUUUUGGAAAUCAUCCUCAUAUGUUAAAAAUGCCAACAUCAAUGGCUUUCGAUAGCUAUGGAUCUCUCUUUAUUGUUGAUUCACUGAAUUCUCGAAUACAAAAAUUUCAAAUUUUUGAAAAAUUUGAUCAGUAUACAACACCACGAGCCACAAAACCAACUAAAACAUCAGCAACAAAAUCAACAACAACCGAAACGACAUCAAUAACAACGACAAAAAAAUUAAUGACAACAGGGCCAAUAACAUCGCCGACAACAACAACGAAAACAGUAGUAAUCGGAACAACAACAUCAUCAACAACAACAACAGCAAAAUCUAGAACAAUUAUCCACAAAAUAG
Rotaria sp. Silwood2 is the source of this 946-nucleotide messenger RNA. The record is from the annotation of a GenBank genome assembly. Lineage: Eukaryota; Metazoa; Rotifera; Eurotatoria; Philodinida; Philodinidae.